Messenger RNA from Scleropages formosus (Asian bonytongue), 3794 nucleotides. It is a transcript of the gene rundc1, whose product is annotated as RUN domain containing 1. Lineage: Eukaryota; Metazoa; Chordata; Actinopteri; Osteoglossiformes; Osteoglossidae. The record is from RefSeq and is a predicted model, not a curated record. The transcript has 6 exons. The coding region runs from base 182 to 1909 and encodes 575 amino acids.
UCCCUCAAGAUGGCGCAGCGUUUGUUUCUCUGAGUGCGAGUGGAGCGCGGCUUGUAUUUAUGACAUUAACGACGGAACGGACUGUUUUUUGAACAGAAACACAUUUUUUUUUUUUAAAAAAUAAAAAACAUCUCGGCUGCUUAGGCUGUCAGCUUUAUUUAAGUUUAUUUGCUAAAACAUCAUGUCGACAGAGGAGCUGUCAACCUCGGACAGCGAAGCUGCCGUAGCAGGUGCCGGGGAGCGAUGGGCACCGGUGGGAGCCGUCGCUAACCCCGAGGACGAGGACUUGGCCAAAGGCAAGAGGAGCGAGUCGGAGCCCCAGCGGGAAGGCUCGGCGUCGCGGGGCGUCGUCGAGAUGGCGAGGAGGCUGCAGAAGCUGGAGGAGGAGCAGGAGCAGCUGAACUCCUCGCUGUUGGCUCUCACGUCCCACUUCGCCCAGGUGCAGUUCCGGCUCAAGCAGAUCGUGCACGCGCAGAGCGACGAGAAGGAGAAGAUGCUGCUGGAGCUCGAAGAGUUCGCCUUCAAGGGCUGCCCGCACGUGCUGGGCUGCCGCGCGCGGGAGGCGCAGCUGCUCGAGAACUCGGAAGGCCUGAGCGAGAGGGAGAAGAGGGAGCGUCUUGAGGCCCAGAGAGAGAAGCAGAAGGAGCUCAUCAUCCAGCUGAAGACCCAGCUUGAUGAUCUGGAGAGGUUUGCAUACCAAGAAGGCAGCUAUGAUUCCCUACCCCAGUCUGUAGUGAUGGAGAGACAGAAGGUGAUAAUUGACGAGCUGAUCAAGAAGCUCGACGUGAAUUUGAAUGAGGACAUUGGGAACCUGUCACCUGAGGAACUGAGGCAGAGGGUGGACGCUGCCAUUGCCCAAAUUGUGAACCCUGCACGUGUGAAAGAACAGCUGGUGGAGCAGCUCAAGACACAGAUCAGAGACCUGGAAAUGUUCAUUAACUUCAUACAAGAUGAAGUUGGGAAUCCUCUUCUGUCUGAUGGAGAUCAUGGAAGACAAGGAGGUGUAUCAGGUCCAAACAUGAGAGGCACAGGGGGGAAGAGGAAAGUGGACCCAGAACAGGCACAGAAGAUGCGAGAGACAGGCUUGCAGCUCAUCCAGCGAGCACUGGCUGUGCUCCAGAUCUUCGCUGUCAGUCAAUUUGGCUGUGCGGCAGGCCACGUACCCCAGAGGGUGUGGUCCCAAGGCAAUGGUGCCCAGGACUACGGGCCACUCUUACGGCGGUUGGAGGGGGCAGUGGAACGGGUGCGGCAGCUGGCCGUCAGCCGACAGCACUCGGACGAGCACGUGGUGAGCUACAGCAGUGGCACCGUUGGCAGGGGUCGUGACCAGCUCACAGCCACUGUGCGCAAAGACCUGGCUAUGGCACUGCGUGAUCUGCUGGCGCACGGCCUCUACUCCCCCUCCCAGGGCAUGAGCCUGGUGCUGGCGCCCAUUGCCUGCCUCCUACCGUUCAGCCCCGGCCCUCAGGCCUUGCACCCCUGGGAGCUUUUUCUCAAGUACUACCACUCCAAAAAUGGACAGGCCUUUGUGGAGUCACCUGCUCGCCAGCUCUCGCAGUCCUUCGGUUUGCCCGUGGGAGCAGGCCCCGUGACCAUCACGCCAAAGCAGUCUCUGCUGUGGGCGGUGCACUCCGUGUUGCGUGACCACGAUCCCUACAAGCGCGGCGCUGACUCGGAGUUCAAGGCCUUGGUUUGCAUGGCUCUCAACGAGCAGCGGCUGGUCUCCUGGGUCAACCUGCUGUGCAAGUCAGGCACCCUGGUGCAACAGCACUACCAGCCCUGGAGCUACAUGGCUCAGACAGGUUUCGAGGGAGCCCUGCGCACCCUGGGUAGACUCAGCCACCUCAAGUUCAGCCUACCCGUGGACCUAGCUGUCCGUCAGCUCAAGAACAUCAAGGAUGCUUUCUGAAGUCGCAUUGUUCCAGCAAGAACCCGAAACUGAUCCCCUACAACAGCCGACUAGCUGUAUAUACCGUCAGGAUUUAGACAGGGACCAGGGUGCGUGUGAUGACACACGCGCCACAAACGUGCAUUUCCUCUAAGUGCGUAAUUUUGCAUUCUGCCCCAAGCUGCGAACCAAAGUCUAGUCUCCAUGCUUUGAGAAGCUUCGCUCAGUCAGUCAGGGGUUGGGGGAAAAUACAGAUUCAUGGAUUAUUUCAUUCACUGAGAUUGAAGUUACACUGAAGUGCGUAAUGCUUCAUCGUGUUUCUAAUUUAAUGGGCCGUGAACUUACUUUGUCCCUGUUGGGAUGAAAUAGCUUACAGUUAUGUAAGAUGGCUCUCAGCUGAGCAAAGUAAUAUUUUAAUUACUUUAAUUCGGGACCAUUGUUCAUGAGGUCAUUUAGGUUGGCAUGACUCCAUUGUUAAGCCCUGUGGAGUCAUGUCCCUAGCUGUUUUAGAGCAAGAAAAAAGUAAAACUAUGAGGUUUAACCAUCCCCAGCUUGAGGGGAAAAAGCAUUUUGUUUCGCAUGUAUGGGUUGUAUUUUUUUAUAAUUAUUAUUUGCUGUCACUCCUGGUCAAGUGUAUUUCAGAUAGUUCAGUCCCUUUAUUGGGGCUGUUAUUUAAGUUCCAGAGAUGGGUAACGCUAUGCUCAGUAGGAAAAAAAAUUAAAUGCCUAAGUACUGAAAUGUCUGAAUGUAUUUAUUAUUCAUAUGUGAAUAAUUGCAUCUGAAUGCUGGCAAAUACAUGGAGAAGUAUGUAGUUUAUGUUGGUUUUGAAUUUUAACAAAGAGCUUACAUAUAUAUGUCUACUAUGUAUGGAAUAACUGAUUUUGAGAUGGUGUAAGUUAGAAUCAUGGAGAUUUGAGGAUGUAUUCUGUCAACUGCUGCUUAUUUAUUUGAUUUCAAAUAUCAGUGAUUUUAAAAAAGGGUUUAUAUAAUGCUGUUAUUUUGUAUUUAAGCGGAUCAGUUCCUUGGAGUACUUUUCAUAUUAAAUUCAAGUGACUGAAAUUUAAAAAUCCCACAAAGACCUGAAAGGAGCCAAUGAUAUUUACAUAUCAAGAUGCAAACUGAAUGUACCAAUGUUAAAUGAUGUAUGACAACAAUUUUUAAAAUUCUUUCUGUAGCUGGAUGGUACCCGUUAUGUUUUUCUCCAGUGCAUGAACAUUUCAUGGCACCUUUACAGACUUUGCCUGAAGGAGUGGCUUGUUUCACAGGCUGUUGGGUGUGCUCAGUUUUGUUCUAUCCCAAGUGCUGUUUGGUUUGUGAUGUCACUAUUUCAACAGUACUUUUUCCCCUCCUGUUCUUUUCCCACUCCCAUUGUGUGAAAGUCACUAAUUAAAAGGUAGCUGUAAAAUUUGUAAGAGCUGGCACCUAUAAAACUAGUUCUCUUUUCUGUUCCAUUCGUCUUAAAUAACUUAAAGAGUUUGUGCAAGAUGCUGAGAAAAUGUCAUGUGGUGGAUGGAUUUGGUUUCUAUCAAAAUGGCCCAGAUACAGCUCUGUUUGGACUUCAUUUCUGCUAUGCUGGAGUUGGAAAACAAUAAGUAUGAGAUAUGGAAGUUUUAUUUUUUCCUUGUUUUAGUUAUUACAUGUUGUCACACAUAUCUCCAUAUUACAUAUUUCUCUUCUUCGCAUAUGUUUUAGAUUGUUUACCGAAACACUACUUUAUCCUCGGAUAGGACAUUGAGUACUUGCUAUGUGACGUACCUACUUAGUUUCUGGGGCUUGUGCUGUAUUUACCUUGUGUCGUCAUUCUCAAUCACACCAAUGAACUGAGACCAGACCUUCUGCUUUUGUCAGUGUGUGGAUGAGAAAGAGAUUUUUUUUUCCCCAGUGUGUAAACCUUAAUAAAAUCUGU